Messenger RNA from Ectocarpus sp. CCAP 1310/34, 3461 nucleotides. The record is from the annotation of a GenBank genome assembly. NCBI's taxonomy places the organism in Eukaryota, Phaeophyceae, Ectocarpales, Ectocarpaceae.
ACAGCGGCAGGGUGGCGACAACAUGCAUCGCCUGCUGCAACAAGUAGCGGGGUCUAGCGAUUUCCUCAAGGACUGCAUACAUGCCCGGGAGACCCUAGGGACUGCCAAGCUCAGAAUCUUGCGCGAUAGAGACGAAGCCCGAAAAGUCAGUAGAAUAACAAGGUCGCCAUCCGCAAUUCUGCUGCACGGCGGAAGCUGGGAAGACUGUGGUUGGGAUGACGACGAUGAUGCUAGGGCGGGAAGUAGUGUCACGGGGGUGCCUGGGGAUGAUGGAGAGGAGUCGCCGGCAAUGGCGGCGGCACUGCCGCCGGCGCAGGAGUUCGCUGACAAGAUGGUGGAGCUCGCGAGCGUCGUUCCGGGGCUAUCACGGUCGCUUGUAGAGUUGACAGCGGCGACGACCUCUACAAGCGUGGAUGGCCACAGCACGCCCUCGGCAGACACAGCAGGGAAGAGGGGGGGGUUGGCGCAACCUCGUUCGUCAAGUGCCGACUUCGACUACGUACAAGAAGUCAUCAAGGUGGCACCUCCGGUGCUCGCCCGGCUGCUGUCGUUUGAACACCUCCGGGCCUCUGAAUCCACGGGACGCGAUUUAGUGCAAGCGCUAGUGAACCUUUACGUCGGGGUUAGGUCUCCUGGGCUUGGCUCAGCAGUGUUCCAGGCAAGCAGAGGGAGCUCCGCAACCUCUUUGCUGCCAGCAUCAUCUAGGGAUAGUUGUCUUCACAAGCCACCGGCACCUGCUGCGGGUUCUAGCACGCCCUCGUCUGCCGGAAGCCAUGCCAGCAGCCGUGCACGCAUGAGUGCAAGCGUGGACACAAGCACCGCCCCCUCGACAGUUUCCCCUGCCGGUACCAUCGGUGCCACGAUGAGCGUCAGUGGCGUUCGCGCGACAAGCAUCAGUCAAGCGCACCACCGCGAGAAACUCGCCAAGAAAGCGGCCUCGUGGGUUGCGAGCAUCCUCAAGCAGGCGGUUGCUCCCAAGGUGUACGGCGGGAAGUUGGUACGGUCGAAGGGACUUGAUGAGCUGCUAGGGAGAAGGGGCGUGACCGCUGCUCACCACGACAGGGCCGUGCAGGCAGAACUCCUGAAGAGUACGGAGGUUCUGUUAGGCCUGACUGCGGAAGACCUCCAUUCCAAACGCAAGACCAACAAGCGGUCGAUCGGGCUGUCCAACCGGGGUGUGCCCUCGGCGUACAUUCCCAACAAGAGCCAUAUCAACAUAAACAGCAUGAACAACAACGAGAGUGUCCAACAGGAGAGACCAAGCCGAAAACGCCCACGGCCCGCAUUCACGUCAGCAUCAUCACGGGCGACACCAAAAGCCUCACCGGUCCGACUAGGAGCGACGAUGAUAAUGGCGGGAGCGAGACAACAAAGCCUGGGGGCAGGGACGCCGCACUGCUGUGCAAAUCCUACCCACAACACUAGCGCGCCAGGCUUUCCAGUGGAGGCGGGCGCAAGGACCAGUCGUCUUUUUCGUGAUGAAGGCGAUUUUCUCUUAGAGGCAUGUGAGGAAGACAUGGGGUUAAGGUUAGGUUCUGCAAGAACGGAGAGUCCCUCGGAGCUUCUGUUGGAGCACACCGUGAGAGUGCUAAGUGUCAUGCUGGCGCCGAUGGGUGGGGGAAGCCAGCUCCCAUCCCAGCUCCUCCAUUCUUGCUUACAGCAGAAUGCCUACCACUUGCUAGGGGGACCAAUCUGCAGCGGGAAAGCAUCGUCGCAAGUCGGCCGCGAACCACCGUUGCUGAUUCCAAACAGCGACCACCGCGGGUCUGCAUCGCUAGCGGCAUCAGCAGCGCCAAAGCAGUUGAUGUCGCCAGAGAAACAGCAGGGGCGGCAGGAGUUUCGAUCAGGGUUGCAGCCGCUGCCACUCCCACCCACUUCGCUGCUGCUCCCCAAGGACCAUUCCUCCGCACUGUCAGAGUGGGAGGAGCGUGUCCAGGGCUGUCUGUCGACCCUGAAAAGCCGGCCACUCCGCUGUCCAGACGCCCUUCUCAGGGCCACGGGCGCGGUACCAUCUCUCCACUCCGAGGUGUGCGUGCGAGGCGGCAUGGCGAGAGAGAGCAGAAGCGUGAGCGUGGACGCCGCGAAAGGCAGGAACAGCACCAGAGGGUUUGCUCUGUCCGAGGCGUGCUUGUUGGUAGGCCUGAAUGUGGUGGAAGAGGCGGUUCUGGGAACAGGUGGGGAAGCGGCCGCAGGUUUGCUGAGGGCGUUCAGGACCGUUCGGAAUAACGGUGGCGGUGGUGGUCGUUAUCUGGACCACGCGCUCGCUGGAGGUGGCAGGGGGCACGCGGAAGGGGGGGAGUUUUCCCUCUUCGUGGCGGUUUUGGGGCAGGCGCCUUCCAGGUGUGUAAAGGCCAUGUUGGACGCGUUGUUCUGGGCUCUGGACGACUUGGGCAAGCGUUUUGGCGGAGGCAAGGAACAUGAUUGUGACGACGAUGUCUUGAGCAGCACAACCGCCAUGUCUCUGCCUACCCUUCGGCGGCCCUUCGAGUCAGAGCUGUGGUUGCUAGUGCUCGGUUAUCGGCACUGGGUGAUGGUGGCGAUGGUGUACAUUUUUUCGACAGACUCAUGCUCAUCCUGUGUCCCAAGCAAUGCUGAUGCUGAUAUCAAGGAACGAAACCAAAGACAAGCGUCCGCGGUCUGGCUGCUCGCAUGGUACGCCUGCGGAGGCUACACGAAACCGCCACAUGCCAACUUCAGUGAGAUGGAGGAGGCCGUCCGACAAAUGACCACGUGUCUCACGGAGUGCUCCGAACGAGAUAAAGUGAAUAUCUCGGCGAAACUCCCCACCGAAGAAGAAAAAUCGUCGUUAGCGGAGGCGCUGAAGACCGGGAAUGCGACUUUUGCAUCCCCUGUGUCAGCAGGCGUCCAGGUGGCGAUGGCGUUGAAGGCGGCGGGUGAAGCGGGACAGGGACUGAUGGGCGCGAUAUUCUCUCCCUACCUGGCGGUGGCGUGGCUGCUAACGUCUCGGCUCGCCGUGUGCAACUGCGAGAUCGUCUUGAGUUGUAGCGUGUUGAGGGAGGAGGACCUGGAUGGAGCAUUCCGAGCGGCCACGGUCACGAGUAGUGUGAUAUCCGCCGAGGAGUCUAUGCAUACAAGGCGGUCUUGUUGCCUUGAAAGCAUCCUCCAAGGCUUGGCAGCACUGGAGGAUCUGGUGUGGCUCUGUAGUGUGAGACCCCCAAUGUCGCACGUGCACCAAGGGCAACACUUGAGGGAUCUGCUAAAGCGCACCAAGGCCUGGGUGUCGGGGCUUCCUGGCAAAACUACGCGUCUACAAGGAGAGGAUGGGGUAUCCAAAACUCCUCUCGCCGCUGACCAUCUUUGUGGCGAUCAAUCUCUGGUUGACUUCCGUUAUAGGAAGGAUGCGAUCUCUCAACGCCUGGGGCAGCUGCUGGCUGGUCAAUAGCCACCGCUCGUGGUCAUACAUUUCGUGCUAACGCUAACCCUCAGGAAGUAGACGACAG